AUGGGCACCAGCACUGAAGUCCAGAAAUACAGCGAGGAUGAUCUCCCUGAGUUCACUCCCAUGCCUUGGUCUCUCAAAGAAAUUCGUGCAGCGGUCCCACCUGAGUUCUUCAUCAGAGACACGCCUCGCGGCUUACUUUACUUUGCCCGCGAUGUCCUAAUGGCCGCUGCCAUUUGGACUAUUGGGACCUACAUCGACCCGUAUUUCCAGAGCAACGCCACCAAGGAUCUUCUUACCCCACUCGGUGCUCAAGUUGCUCGUUGGGCUGCCUGGGGCGUCUACUGGUGGUUCCAGGGUCUCGUCUUCACUGGCAUCUGGGUUAUUGGACACGAGUGCGGCCAUGGUGCCUUUUCCGACCACAAGAUCGUCAAUGACGUUCUAGGCUUUAUCACUCACACGUUCCUUUGGACUCCGUACUUCUCCUGGAGGAUCUCUCACCACCGCCACCACUCGAAUCAUGCUUCUAUGGAACGCGAUGAAGUCUAUGUCCCCAAGACCCGCGAGGACCUGAACAUCCCCGAUAAGCCCAACCAUGAAAUUGAUUGGGACGAGAUCUUCGGCGACACCCCCAUCUACACUCUGUACAUGCUGAUCCGCCAGCAGUUUUUGGCUUUCCCGGCCUACCUUCUUUUCAACGUUUCCGGACAGAAGACUUAUCCGAAGUGGACUAACCACUUUGAUCCCAAUUCGAUCCUCUUCACUAAGGAACAGCGAAAUGCCGUCAUUAUCUCGAACAUCGGUAUCGCCAGCAUGGUCUGGGGUGUCACCUACGCAUCGUCUCUCUUUGGUGCCGCCAAUGUGCUCAAGUUCUAUGGCAUUCCCUGGCUGCUCGUCUCCCACUGGUUCAUUAUGAUCACCUACCUCCAUCACACUGACCCAAUGCUUCCCCACUACCGUGGCAAGGAAUGGAACUUCCAGCGCGGUGCGGCUGCGACUGUCGACAGGAAUUUCCUCGGAUGGCAAGGCCGCUUCUUCCUGCACGAUGUCGCCCACUUCCAUGUUAUUCACCACUUCUUCCCGAAGAUGCCUUUCUACCAUGGACCCGAAGCCACCCAGCACUUGAAGGCAUUCAUUGGCGAUCAUUAUGCAUACUCCGACAAGCCGGUCUUCCAGGCACUGUGGGAAAGCUAUAACAAGUGCCAAUUCGUCGAAAAUGAGGGCGACGUCCUCUUUUACCGCGACAAGAAGGGCGAGGCACUCCGUCGCCCUGCUGACCAGUAUAAGCUCAAGACCAAGUCUCAGUAA
Cyclocybe aegerita is the source of this 1245-nucleotide messenger RNA. NCBI's taxonomy places the organism in Eukaryota, Fungi, Basidiomycota, Agaricomycetes, Agaricales, Hemipholiotaceae. The record is from the annotation of a GenBank genome assembly.